Ruditapes philippinarum (Manila clam) is the source of this 2869-nucleotide messenger RNA. RefSeq lists its product as uncharacterized. Bases 290 to 1270 code for a protein of 326 amino acids. The record is from RefSeq and is a predicted model, not a curated record. Lineage: Eukaryota; Metazoa; Mollusca; Bivalvia; Venerida; Veneridae. The transcript is spliced from 2 exons.
CGUUCAAUAUAAAGUUCAAGAUUGAAUUACCUUCUAGCGGUAAACUUUAUCCACAUUUUUGUAUGUCUGUUUAUAAUUGUCAUCUACUGUUAACGUCAAUUUCUAAAGAUAUUGGAUAAUUUGGCUGAUAGUGAGUUACCGGCAUGUUUACAACAUUUAUGUGUACCUGUUACGUUUAUGUCUAUUACGUCAUUGAAUUAUGCGUUCUACGUCAUUGAUUUCUCGUGGGCGUUUUUCUUAUUGGUAAACAUUGGGUUUUUGACAGUUGACAGACGAUGUUUUACAGAUUAUGUCAUAUCUUAGAAUGUCUGUUAACAGCAACACAAGACCUAUUGAGGCAUGCAACUCUAGAGGGAGAGUGUAUAAAUGUAACAGCUGCACAGUGAAUCAUUAUAUGGGCGAAAGGAGCAAAGUGCUACAACACUUCUAUAGAAAACAUGUUGCCCUAGAUAAUGUACCUUUCUACUGUAGUAUUUGCAAAUUUGUAACUUUGUCCAAAACUGAACUGGAGAAUCAUGUGAAACAAAGUAUAUAUCCUGCGCACAGAGCGACUGUAAAUGCUAUGAUGGCGAAUAAUGAAAUUGUUAACGAAAGCGCAAGUUUGUUGCAGAACAUGAAACACUAUUUGGUAACUGAGAAUGACAUAACAAGAUUAAGCAAAGAAGAAAGUAAUGAUAUAUUUAGUAAAAGAAGACGCAACAAAGCUGUUGAGAAAAUAUCGAUAUUACAACAGGCGGCAAUAAUGAGUGGAAUUGAAACAAAAUCCAAUUAUACAGAGGACAUUUUACCCCAAAUGUUAAAUGGAGCAGACCUUUCACCAUUUAGUCUACAUGAAGACCCCUUAAUAAAUACUAAAUAUGUGGCUGAAAAAUCAUGUAGGACAAUUAACAGUUCAAAAUCCAGCACAACAAGCUCAUAUUGUAGCAGCAAUGAAAAAGUAUGUGAGAAAUGCUCAGAAUACGAGAAAGAAAACAAAAUGCUAAAAAAUGAUGUUCACACAAUGGGAAUAGUUUUAGAACAGGUAUUAAUUGAAAUGAAAGACAUAAAAGAAAUGAUCAAAGAUGUAAAAAAUGAAAAAUCAACAAGAGAACCACAUACUGAAAGCAAAACUAGCCACAAAAUACAUGUCCCAAGUUCAUACAUGAAAGAAAACUUCAACAACAACAACAACUUCAGACCCAGAUAUAACAAUUACCAUGCUCAUCCUAGGAGACACACCAUAUCAUUGGAUCCUUACCAAAAGAGGAUAAACAAGCAUAUCAGAUUUUAAAGAAAACAAUGUUUUUUUUAAAAAAAAGACAAAGACACUCAGGGUAUAUUUUGUUUUGAAAUUAAGUAUAAGUAUUUAAUAUAGUGACAUUUUGUGUGAAGGAAAUAUUAUUAAUCUUAUACAGUUAUAAUGUUUCGUGUAAUCUUUAUUGACAGAAUUAUAUUGACAUAAUUGUUAGUUUAAUUGACUACUUAAAUAUCUUAAACUUGUUAUUGUUCAUUGAAAAAUAUUUUCUUUAGUGUUCAUGUUAUAUAUGAAAUAUUGUUUGUUUUUAAUGAAUCUACACAAUUUGUUUUUUUUAAGAGUAUAAACUAUACUCUUUAUUUACUUCUUGUACAUGUAAGUUAAUAUGUAAGACUUACACCUUUAAAGGCACACAACUUGUUUUUUUUUGUGAGGACACAAAAUUUUUAAAAGGAGGGGGUAAUGCAGGGAUCAGGUGAUCUAAUAAUUCACCUGCUUACUUUAUUCUUUAAUUGAGUAUUUUUAUGUGCAAACUCCGUAUAACUUAAUGGUUUUAAAAGUGGGUGGGGUAUUGUUUACAUUAUUUUUAAUCUCAGUGAUAAAGCUUUUACCGUUCAAUAUAAAGUUCAAGAUUGAAUUACCUUCUAGCGGUAAACUUUAUCCACAUUUUUGUAUGUCUGUUUAUAAUUGUCAUCUACUGUUAACGUCAAUUUCUAAAGAUAUUGGAUAAUUUGGCUGAUAGUGAGUUACCGGCAUGUUUACAACAUUUAUGUGUACCUGUUACGUUUAUGUCUAUUACGUCAUUGAAUUAUGCGUUCUACGUCAUUGAUUUCUCGUGGGCGUUUUUCUUAUUGGUAAACAUUGGGUUUUUGACAGUUGACAGACGAUGUUUUACAGAUUAUGUCAUAUCUUAGGUAAUUGCUUUUAUUAUGUAAUAUUUUGUAUAUCCUGUUUAAUUGAACUUGAAAGAUAAUCUUUGAAUAUGUUUGUAUGUAUUUCUGCAGAAUUCUGCUGAAUUCUGCCACUGUUAUUUAUGACAUCACACUUUCUGCCAAAUUCUGCAAUUCUAGCGGAAUUCUUCUAGUAUAAAUAGAGAUGUUUUCGAAUAUGAAGUCAGAUUAGAUUCAGAUGAGAUUCAGAUGAGAUUGAGAUUGAGAUGAGAUUGAGAUGAAAUUAGAUUGAGAGAUGAGAUUGAGAUAAGAUUAGAUUGAGAUUGAAGUUGACUCUGAGAAUUCAGAGAUAAAAGUUAGUUCUGAUAAUUCAGUAAUAAAUAAGUUGAUUAUUGGGGUGGAAAAUAGAAUAAGAUAACAUUGAUACAUUGUAAAUGAAUAUCAGAACAUAAAAUAGAAAGAUAAUUUAACAGAGAUAUUAAUUGAGAAUAGAAUCUAAUAGAAAUUGUGAAAAGAAGAGAUAUAGUUUAUAAAUGACUAUUAUUGAUAGAUGUUAAAGACAUAAUUAUUUUUAUAUAUGAUAUUUGUUCUAACUGUUCAAUAAAUAUUCUUACAUUUUAAAAGUUUAAACAAAGACUUUUCCUAUUUAUAUCCAUUUAUUUAAAGAUUGUUUAAACCCCAAACAGUGUUGCGACUUAUACGCUACCAAAGUAAAAGUUUAAAAUAUGAAAGUCGCCACAAAAUA